AUCACCACCGCCAAGCUGAUCACGCCGUCGACAGUAUCCGAGCGUCUGAAGGUGCGAGCAUCACUGGCCAAGGCCGGUCUGCGCGAGCUUCAGGCCAAGGGUCUCAUCAAGUGCGUCGUGCAACACGGAGCCCAGCUCGUCUACACGAGGGCGACUAAGGCCGACGAGGUCGUUGUUGAA
This is a messenger RNA of Mesorhabditis spiculigera, 180 nucleotides long. The record is from the annotation of a GenBank genome assembly. NCBI's taxonomy places the organism in Eukaryota, Metazoa, Nematoda, Chromadorea, Rhabditida, Rhabditidae.